AUGCGCUUCUCCACCAUCCUCGCCCUCGUCACCUCCGCCACCCUCGUCUCGGCCACCCCUUCCCCCGCCGAUGCGUCGCUCGUCGCCCGCUCCGGCGAUGGCAGCAUCUCGCUCGCCAAGCGUUCCGGGUGCGGCUCGACGGGCCCGCUCGGCGACGGCCACUUCGUGUGGUGGAUCACCGCCCCGUGCAAGGCUGGCACGCAGAUGACCUGCCAGGUCACGGACAAGACCGGCUGCCUUCCCGGCGACACCAGCAAGAUCGGGUCCGUUGAGGUCGACAACCCGGACGACACGACGCAGAUCGCGAAGAAGAGCGGCACGAACACACUGCCGUUCACUUGCCCGCCCGAGGGAUCCGUCCGCUGCCAGGCGAACUUCAACGACAACGACGACGGCCCGAGCUACAGCCUCCGCGCGUGGAAGCACCCUCGGCCAACGUCAGCGGUAUGCACGCACGAAGAGAAUCUUGUAGUCACUGCUCGUCUAGAGUAG
This is a messenger RNA of Trametes versicolor FP-101664 SS1, 492 nucleotides long. RefSeq lists its product as uncharacterized. The record is from RefSeq and is a predicted model, not a curated record. NCBI's taxonomy places the organism in Eukaryota, Fungi, Basidiomycota, Agaricomycetes, Polyporales, Polyporaceae. The transcript is spliced from 4 exons. The coding region runs from base 1 to 492 and encodes 163 amino acids.